Molecule: messenger RNA, 921 nt
Organism: Caenorhabditis briggsae
Lineage: Eukaryota; Metazoa; Nematoda; Chromadorea; Rhabditida; Rhabditidae
Exons: 5
Coding region: 1-921 (306 amino acids)
Biological process (GO): G protein-coupled receptor signaling pathway
Cellular component (GO): membrane
Molecular function (GO): G protein-coupled receptor activity
Source: RefSeq, a predicted model, not a curated record
AUGCUUCACAACUGGGUUGAAAGAGCUGAUCAACUGUUCAUCGCGUCUUUCAAAACUGUUUUCUUUGUAAUUGGAAUUUUCGGAAACUCUUGCUUCAUUUUUCUCGUAUGUCGCAACAAACAGUUACGGUCCAAAUCUUCAUAUCUUCAAAGCAUUCAAUGCUUUUUUCAUAUUAUAUGUCUUUUGGGAACGAUGGUCGACGUUGGAUUAGCUAUUCCAGAUAUUCAAUUAGGCAGAACUUCAUGUUUUCAUGUUAUGGUACCAUUUGUAUUUUUUGAAGCAGCCCAGGCAGUUAUAAUGCUGGAAUUAGUGAUUGAUGUGUACAUAAUUGUCAAAAUGCCAGGAUUUUAUAAAACUGUGAAGACAUGGAUUUACUUGCUAGCUGCAUUGAUUGCUCCUUCGAUAGUUGGGAUUAUUUUUUCAAUUUGGGGAUUCACAUAUCUAGACGAUGAAGAAAUCUACUUCUGUAAUCCCACAUCAUCACUUCACACAACGGCCAGCAAGAAUUACACAAGAUGCAUCGUUAUAAUCAACUCCCUUACACUUAUAAUAUUCGCUAUUUUGAUAUUAAUUUUCUACAAAAAAAGCCAAAACAAAAAUCCUGAUUCUACAAAAGUUAUGAAACGGCUGCAGUUUUCUGUUGUUAUAUUUUUGUGUUCUUGGUACAUAACGAUUUUCACAUACUACGUUUGUUUAGCUGCAGGAUUAGAGGGAGAGGAGUUGCAUUUUGUAAUUAACAACAUGACAUUUUUCAUUUGCCUGGCAUACUCUCAAACCUUCUAUGUCAUUUUGUACAAAUCGAAUGAGUAUAAAAACGCGUUCAACAAUUUACUGGGAAUCAAACAGAAGCCUAAAGAUCUGAGAAAGAACACUUCCACUACUUGUAUUGGUGCGAGCCAGAAACCUACAAUCAUUUUCUAA